ACGUACUUUAAAGAUGGCGGCGUGUGUUAGUGCGGAGUCUGAUGUGUUUAUUAGCUGCAAGUUUGUAAUUUGAAGUAUUGCGUUUAGGCGCUUCAGGAUUUCUGUAGAUCGCAUAGACGUUCAUGUGUCAAAAGACAGGUAGUUUGACGUGUGAUCGGUCACGACGUUUGGAGAUAUUGAUUUGUCAUGCUAAAACUGACAGCUGUAAGUUAAUCACCUAGCUGUUCUCGUAAACUCAUGCUGUAUACUUAGAAAGGACAUCGGGCACGAAACCUCUAGCAAAUGUGACCUUCUGUGCUGCCAACACUAGGUAGGCAGCAGGCGAGAACCUGCAUUGCCACCGCGAGUUAGAUCACAUCCAAAGGAGCUCUUGACAUUUGUUCAGGAAAUAAGAUUAGUUGCCACUGUCAGCAGGUGACCUGUCUGUACAUGAAAACUGGCUUACAUUAUCUUAAACUGUUUUUUGUUUACAUCAAACUGGUGAUUGUCCCAAUAACUGUUAAAUAAAGACAUUUGGUGCAUUAGUUCGUAGUCUGCAUUAAAGUUUUCACGUGUCUGUUUUGCAAGCCUAUCAAUUGCUUGCGGAGAUUAGUUUUGGUGAUGGUUAGUAGUCAGACUGGUGAAGUCAGUCUUGCAACAGAAAACGGCGAAACUCAUUUUUAAAGAGUCUUCACUUUACUGAUUUCCCCCAAUACAGUUUUGUUGUAGUAUAAUGCUAUCCCGAGCUUUAAGGAAAUCCAUUUCCUAUGGAAAUCCUUUAACGUUAGUGGAGGUUUUCAGUGGGAGUUAUUGUAGUCGUGUGGGUUUUCAUCAGACCGCUUUGUGUAAAGUUGCUUCGCAAGCUGAAUGCGGCUUUAAACCAACAAAAGUCGCGGUUGUGACGAAGACCACGCGCUUUGAGUUUGAACAACAGAGAUAUCGAUAUGCGGGGCUGUCGGAGGAGGAUCUCGAGCAGUUGCUUGCCUUGAAAGGAUCCAGUUACAGUGGGCUUCUGGAGAGACAUAAUAUACACACCUUCAAUGUUGGACAUAUUGUGGAUAGUUUACAGAGAGAAGGCAUCGAUGUGCGCAUUGUUAAAAGAGGAGAGUAUAAUGAGGACACAGUCAGCUGGGCAGAUGCCAUCAUCUCUGCCGGAGGUGACGGUACAAUGCUACUAGUUGCCAGCAAAGUGUAUGAUAAGAGCAAGCCCGUUUUGGGGGUCAAUACAGACCCAGAAAGGUCAGAGGGUCACUUGUGUUUACCUGUGCACUACACAAAUGCCUUUUCUGAGGCCUUACAGAAACUCAGGAAGGGGCAGUUCAGGUGGCAGUGGCGUCAGCGGAUCCGGGUGUACUUGGAAGGAACCGGGAUUAACCCCACUCCAGUGGACCUACACGAUCUACAGUUGAGCCUCGAGCAGCACAGCAAGGCGCACCGCAUCACCACAGAAAACCAGCGCGGUCUCAAACACGACAGUCCCGAGGGUCCUCACCUGCUCCCCGUCCGAGGCCUGAAUGAGAUUUUCAUUGGGGAGUCACUUUCAUCCAGGGUGAAGUAUAAAUCCUUCAAACCCCAUCUUACCCUCUCGCUUCAUAGGGCUUCAUACUAUGAAAUCUCUAUUGAUGACGGGCCGUGGGAGAAGCAGAAGAGCUCAGGACUUAGCAUUUGCACUGGAACCGGAUCUAAAGCAUGGUCCUACAAUAUUAAUAAACUUGUGGAGCAGGCCGUGGAAGAUGUUCUUAGAAUAGGUAUAUCAAAAACGGGUGUGAAUCUUCCAAUAAAUCGAGAGUUUAUUGAGAGUGUCACUGCAGCAUACAAUGAGUCUCUGAUCUUCAGCCCAGAAGAAGACAAACUUUUCUUCAGUAUUAGAGAGCCCAUAGUCAACAGAGUGUUUUCCAGUAGCCAGCAAAGAGGAUUUGCAAACAAGGUUUCUGUCCGCUCGAGGUGUUGGGAUGCCUGCAUGGUGGUUGAUGGCGGAACGUCAUUUGAAUUUAAUGAUGGUGCCGUUGCUACAAUCUGCUUAAAUGAGGAGGACCUUUUGCGAACUGUCAUUCUGGAUUAAAUCCCCCUGGUGCAUCUUGCUAUCGCUCGAUGAGCUUGUGUAUUUAUUGAGAACGGAGCACAAUUUUGAGAUGGACAGAAAUAUAGAACUGACAAUGGGUUUGUUUUUGACUCCGACAGUUUUUUAAUGGAUAAUGGCGUGGUUUGCAGGUGAGAUGUAUUUUUCUUGUUCCAGACAUUCUGGUAUGGAUCUACAGUGUCCGUCAAGAUUUUCCACUUACUUGAAUUUCCUUCUUGGUGGCAAAUUUUUAAAUAUUUUUUCUAGAUCUACAAACACUAGAUUGAGUGCCAUGUGAAACAGUCUAGUCCUAGUUUUCUCCAGACAAUGAUAUUCAGGCAUAUAAAAGUGGUAAAGCACAAUGGUUUAUUUUGCAUUAAUGCUUAAGCACUAAUAUGGGAGGGAGGCUAUUUAUUAUGAAGCAACGAGUACAUAUAAAGUCACAUUUUCAGAUAAAGCCAAUGCUUUCUGAAACAGCAGCUUAAAGCAUUGUACCGGAGAUGGCUAAAACAUUUAGUAGGUUAAGCAUUAAAAUGUUGUGUCUGCAUUAUGUAGUUUGCUGGAAAAUUUGAGUUUGGGGUGUAACAGUUCUGUUUUAAUCCAUGAAUUACAAAAAAAGACACAAAAAUAGAUUUAAAUAAAAAUGCAAUACAUUUAUUUACAAUUCAAACUAUGUAAUUCAUAAAAACAUUUUUCUUGACAACCAAGAUUUACAACAUUCAGGUUUUCCUAUGUAACUGGUCAGGAAUAUGGAAUAAAGUUUCACAUUAUUUUCUC
Molecule: messenger RNA, 2815 nt
Organism: Paramisgurnus dabryanus
Lineage: Eukaryota; Metazoa; Chordata; Actinopteri; Cypriniformes; Cobitidae
Gene: nadk2
Product: NAD kinase 2, mitochondrial
Biological process (GO): NAD+ metabolic process; NADP+ biosynthetic process
Cellular component (GO): mitochondrion
Molecular function (GO): NAD+ kinase activity
Source: RefSeq, a predicted model, not a curated record